This is a messenger RNA of Paraglomus occultum, 540 nucleotides long. NCBI's taxonomy places the organism in Eukaryota, Fungi, Glomeromycota, Glomeromycetes, Paraglomerales, Paraglomeraceae. The record is from the annotation of a GenBank genome assembly.
AUGCGAGCCUACUAUCACGACGGUGACAGUGCAACUGACCAACGCCUUCCGCACGAGCACAUACCUUAUUCUGCAGUGGCACCAGAAGAAUUAAGUCGACUCGGAGUUCUCUACUGGAGAAUUGAAAAACAAGGCAAUUGGCAGGAGCAGAUUGAUGCCGUUGCCCAAGAAAGAUCUUAUAAAAAUCGCGAUGUUAUCAAAGUCUCCAAAGAAGCAAUGGGAGAUGUGUAUGAGAGCAAGUUGAGGACAUUUUAUGAAGAACACCUCCAUGAAGAUGAAGAGAUUCGCUAUAUUCUUGACGGAUCAGGAUACUUUGAUGUGAGAGAUGAACAAGACAGAUGGAUUCGUAUCGCUGUUACGACAGGCGACCUACUUGUCCUGCCAGCAGGAAUCUAUCACCGCUUCACGCUUGAUGCCAACGAUUACAUAGAAGCUAUGAGACUUUUUAAAGACGAGCCGAAAUGGACACCUAUUAAUCGCCCGGCUGACGCCAAUCCAUUCAGGUUAUCCUAUCUUCAAUCAGUUAGAAGCGCAGUAUGA